Messenger RNA from Jaculus jaculus (lesser Egyptian jerboa), 2750 nucleotides. It is a transcript of the gene Elovl4, whose product is annotated as ELOVL fatty acid elongase 4. Gene Ontology annotation, cellular component: endoplasmic reticulum; endoplasmic reticulum membrane. Gene Ontology annotation, biological process: fatty acid elongation, saturated fatty acid; fatty acid elongation, polyunsaturated fatty acid; very long-chain fatty acid biosynthetic process. Lineage: Eukaryota; Metazoa; Chordata; Mammalia; Rodentia; Dipodidae. Gene Ontology annotation, molecular function: fatty acid elongase activity. Bases 46 to 990 code for a protein of 314 amino acids. The transcript has 6 exons. The record is from RefSeq and is a predicted model, not a curated record.
GGUCCCCGCCGUCCUCCCGCCGCCGCCGCCCCGACUAGCGCAGCCAUGGGGCUCCUGGACGCCGAGCCGGGCAGCGUCCUGAACGUGAUGUCCACGGCGCUCAACGACACGGUGGAGUUCUACCGCUGGACCUGGUCCAUCGCAGAUAAACGCGUAGAGGACUGGCCUCUGAUGCAGUCUCCAUGGCCGACACUGAGUAUAAGCACUCUUUACCUUCUGUUCGUGUGGCUGGGCCCGAAGUGGAUGAAGGACCGCGAGCCCUUUCAGAUGCGCUUAGUGCUCAUCCUCUACAACUUCGGGAUGGUUUUGCUAAACCUGUUCAUAUUCAGAGAGCUAUUCAUGGGAUCAUAUAAUGCAGGGUAUAGCUAUAUUUGCCAGACUGUGGACUAUUCUAAUAACGUUAAUGAAGUCAGGAUAGCUGCUGCUUUGUGGUGGUACUUUGUAUCUAAAGGAGUUGAAUACUUAGACACCGUGUUUUUUAUCCUGAGGAAGAAAAACAACCAAGUGUCUUUCCUUCAUGUGUAUCAUCACUGUACAAUGUUCACCCUGUGGUGGAUUGGAAUUAAGUGGGUUGCAGGGGGCCAAGCAUUUUUUGGAGCCCAGAUGAACUCCCUCAUCCACGUGAUCAUGUACUCCUACUAUGGGCUCACUGCAUUUGGCCCAUGGGUCCAGAAGUACCUUUGGUGGAAGCGAUACCUGACCAUGCUGCAGCUGGUUCAGUUCCAUGUGACCAUCGGGCAUACAGCACUGUCUCUCUACACUGAUUGUCCUUUCCCCAAGUGGAUGCACUGGGCUCUAAUCGCCUACGCCAUCAGCUUCAUAUUCCUCUUUCUCAACUUCUACGUUCGGACAUACAAUGAGCCCAAGAAAUCAAAAACUGGAAAGACAGUGAUGAAUGGUGUUUCAGCAAAUGGUGUGAACAAGUCAGAAAAGCAGCUAGUGUUAGAGAAUGGGAAAACCCAGAAAAAUGGAAAAGCAAAAGGAGAGUAAAUUGAACUGGGCCUUAACUGUGGUCGACAGUGAGGAAACUCGUAUGUCAUGUAAAAUUUCAGGGAUAACAGAAGCAGAAGGUCUGGGGUGGGGAGAAAAAGCAGAUGUGCUGUAUGUACUAGUAACCUUUAGACUGAGUAAAGCGAUCAAUACGGGGCCCAGAUGUUUUAUUUAUGAAGUUUUUUUUUAAACCUUUUUUUUUAUUAGCCUUGAUGUCCACACGAAAGCAACCCCAGUGUGGCUUCGGAGACCCCAAAUCUCAUCCGCUGUCUGAUGGGGAGGUCUUAUGUGGAUCUUACAUUCUCUCAUUUGUCAGCGUGGAUUUUACAUGGUCACAGAAACACAGUUUUUAUGAACGUUUUUUGUUUUUGCUAAAUUACCAGCUAUCUGCUGGAAGCAAUCAUAUACUUAAUUUUCCUAACCAAAGAUGGAAAUGUGGCUAUAUUUGAAUUUGCACAUUUGAAUUCAUUUAUGGACCAUCAUGAUCAAAUCUCCCCACCUCUAGUCAGGAUAUAACCCUUUGGUUGUAAUGAAAUUAGAAACUUUCUGCUGAGCUCUAUAGAACCUUAGAGGCUUGAUGAUGGUGUUGGUAAAAAAUAAAGAAAGAAUAACGGUAAAAAUCCUGUCUAGUGACUCCAAAGUCACCACGAUUUACGGCACAAAUCACUGUGGGAAACAAUUUUUGUGAUGAAAAGGCAGCCUUUGGAAUACUCAGAUUAUUAGAAGAAAUGUAUUAUGCAAAUUAAGAUUAUUGUCUGAUUGAAACAUGAAACAGCUCAUAUUCAUUUAUAAUUCCUGAGAUAGUUACAUUUCUGUGCAGCUAGAAUUCUAAGAGUAUGUUGAUUUUUAUCAGGCUUUCCUUGUUUUGAUUUGUGGCUGUUGCUGAUUUUUCAUAUGUGGAAAUAUACCUACCUCUUCUGUUGGAAAGAACACUCAAAAUUUAAUAAAUUUUAAUUAAAAAAAAUCAAGGAGUCCUCUAAUACAAAUUUUAAUUUUCACUUUUAAAAUUUUCACUAGUAUUUUUUGGGCUUUUAAAAAAUACAAAUAGCAUACACCACAUUUCUGUGAAACUGUCUCUUUCAAUGUGUUUAAUUUUGGAAUAAUAUUUCCCUUGUGACUAUGUUGUAAAAUCUUAUUUAUUAGCCAGAUAUGAAGUGUAAACCCAUUUUGGUGCAAUAAUCUUGACUCCUUGGUGCUAAAGAUCAUUAAAUUCAGUGCUUGAUAUACAAAGUGUUAAUUAUUGAAGCACAGUGAAUAAAAAUGAGAGCAAAUCCAAACUACCAAGUUAAAUUUGCUAAUUACAAAUGAAGUAUUUCAUGUAGUAGAAAUGAGCAGCCGGCAGUAGUAUGGAGGAGAACCUGAACCUUGUUUGAUUGCAUAGAUUAACUCGUUAGGGAUGUCACAGAGGGAUCAUGACAGAAAGAGAAACUGACAAAAAUAGCAUGAAUAUCUCCAAGUAACUUAUCAACACUGCAUGUGUAUAGGAUGUGUGCUGUCUUUACAGACUUCUAGGAUAUUUUGUAAACUAUGAAAUAUUUAUUGUGUAUUAAAAUUCCAUUCUCCCCAACGGCAUGCAGUCAUGGGCACUGCAGCUCACAGAACUUUGGUCUAUGAGGACUCACUUCUUGCUUUUGCUCCAGUGUGUAAUGACUAGAGAUUUGUGGAUCUUUGUGAACAUUCUGUACUGGUUCCCCAGAGCGAUUCAUUCCCUGCUGCCUGACUUCAGCACAAUAAAUGUUCAAUUGCUGUGGGAAAAGUGA